This is a messenger RNA of Lolium perenne, 615 nucleotides long. NCBI's taxonomy places the organism in Eukaryota, Viridiplantae, Streptophyta, Magnoliopsida, Poales, Poaceae. The record is from RefSeq and is a predicted model, not a curated record.
CUAAACCCUGCAAUAGUACUUUUCACAAAAGAAUAUUGUUCUUAUUUGAAGCCAAACACUGAUAAACUCGUUGUUCAUGAGGAGAAGUACCAAUAAAACUGCCAAUACUAAUUUAUUCAGUUUGAACUCUUACAGGCGUUGCCUUGCUUCUUUGCUACUGGUUUCUUUGGCUACAUGCUUUGCGUUGCUUGAAGCCAGGUUUUAGCAAUGGUGUCAACCUCCAUUGAGCCGUUGCCGACCUCCACCGAGCAGUCGCUGCUUCUCCUAGGGCCCCUGUCUCGGUCCUCUCCAACAAGGGUAUAUAUCAAGAAGGUUGUUGGUGAAAGGGGCGAGUUCUGUAGACGAGUGCACCAUGGGAUGAAGGAGGAUGCUCUUAAGCAUGUAUUCGUGAGUAGAGUGAUGGAUGUCAAGGACUUUCCUGUAUGGAUUCGGCUUUCGUAUGUCUGUGCUUCUAAUGGUCUGGUACUCAUGGACGAGUUGUUGCAACUGUUACCUGCGGUUGAAAUUGUUGAUCUUAGUCGGAACCAGUUUGCAAAUGUGGAUAAUCUAUGGAAAUGUACAAAGAUGCAAAAUCUGGACCUUGGAUUAAUCAUUUGCAUUCUGUUUCAUCCCUGA